Molecule: messenger RNA, 855 nt
Organism: Triticum dicoccoides
Lineage: Eukaryota; Viridiplantae; Streptophyta; Magnoliopsida; Poales; Poaceae
Exons: 2
Coding region: 177-533 (118 amino acids)
Source: RefSeq, a predicted model, not a curated record
CGUUCCCGCCGCAUCAUCGACCGCGCCGCUGCCGCCCCGCCACCGACCGCUGUCGCCGCCGCCCGCCAUCGACCGCCGUUGCCGCCCCGUCCCCAACAGGAGACGCUGCCGCCGCCGGAGACCCGCUACACCGCGCCACCUACGGAGGCCCUGUUUUCUGUGCCGUCGCGCCUCCAAUGGCCAGGAUCCGCGCCGCCACGCCUCCAUUGGCCUGGAUCCGCACCGCCGCGCACCGAAACAGGGCCCGUCCACCUCUGCCGCAACAGUCUACCCUCCCGCAGCUGGGGGCGCGUGUGAUGGCUGCCAUCGGUGGCAGCGUGCCCAGAUGCCUCCCUCCCCCACGGUGCAGCAAGCUCGAGGCCGUCACCAGACUCCCACCUGGUCGUGGACAUCUCCCCUCCUGCCGCUGCACGGGCUCCACCAUGGACGCCCCCACUCCUCCACCCCCCGAGAUUUCUGCACCUACAUACGGCCGUGAUCUGCUGCCCACCCGUGGUUGCGUCGAGCAACAUCUUGUGCUCGCCAACGCGUGAGGUGCUGCUGCCUGCUAGUGCUACAAGCACGCGAGUUACGUACCCUACCUCUCUCUCGGAUCAGUGCAACAAGGAGCCUCGUACUUUGAUGAUGAAUUAGUUGUACACGAGCGUGUUGUCCAUGAGUACGUUGGUGCAGAUCUCAUGUGCUUUUGUAUGCACGUGUGAUGAUGAAUUGGUUGAGCAUUGCACCCAUGCAAAUAUAUGUGUUUCUAUCUACUUUGAGAAAUUCGUAUGAUACUGGAGAAGAAAGUUAUGACAUCCUUCUCUAUCUACCAAGUUUGGAAGGUCAGAGACUAAAACCAACCAAGUUCAGCGCUCA